AUGGAUCAUGGGAUAUUACAGCUGACAGGUCACUCAAAGUUUGUCGAAGACUGCCGAUUUUCAGCAGAUGGCUCAAAGAUAGUCUCAUGCGGAGGCGAUGGUAAGGUAUUUCUUUGGGAAACGGAAAGAGGUCAAAUAUUGAAUAGAAUCGGUAGACACGACGCUGAAACAUGGUCAUGUGACUUCAGCGCCUGUGGUACGUACAUUUGCUCCGCCUCUAGCGACAAGACCGUUCGCAUUUGGGACGAACGAACACAUGGUCAUAUUGCAGCAUUUCAAGGCCAUACAAAAACCGUUUGGUCAUGCGCAUUUCAUCCAGAUGCAACGUCCUUUUCUGUAGCAUCUGCAUCAUCGGACAUGAGUGUUAAGAUUUGGAAUUGGAAAACGCUCAGUGUUGAGCAAAACAUUGAAAACCACAAAAACAUCGUAGAGAACGUGGCAUUUACGAGAAAUGGUGAAACUCUAGUGACUUGUGGACGCGACAGAACCGUUCAGAUUUUCGAGAAUUACGCGAAUGCUUUAAAUCGUAAAGUGAAACUGUUAAUAACGCACGAAAUGAGAGUGAACCAUUGUUGUUUUUCUGGACAGUAUGAUGAACUCGUAUUGUCUUGCUCUGAUGACAAAACCGUCAAAGUAUGGGAUAGGAAUAAAUUAAUAAACACACACACUUUAGUGGGUCAUCAAAACAUUGUGUGGGGAUGUGAUGGAUUUAUGUUAAAUGAUGCGAUGAUUGUCAUAUCUUGCUCGAGUGACAAAACAUUACGGUUUUGGGACAUUACAAGCGAAAAGGAGUUAAAAACGAUGAGAAAAAUGACCGAAGAUGUUGAAUCCGAAGCUCAACUUCACUCAUGUCACAUUUCACCUAACCUAACUCAAAUAGCUGUAUGUUCUAACAAUGGAAACCUAUAUCUCAUUGAAACGAGACUAAUAUUCCAAGAAAUCCAUAAUGCUCUUGAAUCGCAACAAGACGAAAAUCCUAAUUAAAACAGCAAUUUGCCCAUUGUAAAAAUGGGCACGCUUGCGGAA
Molecule: messenger RNA, 1026 nt
Organism: Xenia sp. Carnegie-2017
Lineage: Eukaryota; Metazoa; Cnidaria; Anthozoa; Malacalcyonacea; Xeniidae
Product: lissencephaly-1 homolog
Exons: 2
Coding region: 1-984 (327 amino acids)
Biological process (GO): mRNA splicing, via spliceosome
Cellular component (GO): U4/U6 x U5 tri-snRNP complex
Molecular function (GO): protein binding; U4 snRNA binding; U6 snRNA binding
Source: RefSeq, a predicted model, not a curated record